Molecule: messenger RNA, 2640 nt
Organism: Manis javanica (Malayan pangolin)
Lineage: Eukaryota; Metazoa; Chordata; Mammalia; Pholidota; Manidae
Gene: CAMK2B
Product: calcium/calmodulin dependent protein kinase II beta
Biological process (GO): protein phosphorylation
Molecular function (GO): calmodulin binding; ATP binding; calcium/calmodulin-dependent protein kinase activity
Source: RefSeq, a predicted model, not a curated record
CAAGGUGUCGCCCGCGCCCGCGCCGGAGUCGCCGCCGUGCCCGCGAGCGGGAGCCGGAGUCGCCGCCGCCGAGCGAAGCAGAGCGCACGCCGACCCGGUCCGUCGCCGCCAUGGCCACCACGGUGACCUGCACCCGCUUCACCGACGAGUACCAGCUCUACGAGGAUAUUGGCAAGGGGGCUUUCUCUGUGGUCCGACGCUGCGUCAAGCUCUGCACCGGCCAUGAGUAUGCAGCUAAGAUCAUCAACACCAAGAAGCUGUCGGCCAGAGAUCACCAGAAGCUGGAGAGAGAGGCUCGCAUCUGUCGCCUUCUGAAGCAUUCCAACAUUGUGCGCCUGCACGACAGCAUCCCUGAGGAAGGGUUCCACUACCUGGUCUUCGAUCUGGUGACUGGUGGGGAGCUCUUUGAGGACAUUGUGGCCCGAGAGUACUACAGUGAGGCCGAUGCCAGUCACUGCAUCCAGCAGAUCCUGGAGGCUGUUCUUCAUUGCCACCAAAUGGGGGUUGUGCACAGGGACCUUAAGCCUGAGAACCUGCUUUUGGCCAGCAAGUGCAAAGGAGCCGCGGUGAAGCUGGCAGACUUCGGUCUGGCUAUUGAGGUGCAGGGGGACCAGCAGGCGUGGUUUGGGUUUGCUGGCACACCAGGCUACCUGUCCCCAGAGGUCCUGCGAAAGGAGGCAUACGGCAAGCCAGUGGACAUCUGGGCAUGUGGGGUGAUCCUGUACAUCCUGCUUGUGGGCUACCCCCCCUUCUGGGAUGAGGACCAGCACAAGCUGUACCAGCAGAUCAAGGCUGGAGCCUACGACUUCCCAUCCCCCGAGUGGGACACGGUUACUCCUGAAGCUAAAAACCUCAUCAACCAGAUGUUGACCAUCAACCCAGCCAAACGAAUCACAGCACAUGAGGCACUGAAGCACCCGUGGGUCUGCCAACGCUCCACAGUGGCCUCCAUGAUGCACAGACAGGAGACUGUGGAGUGUCUGAAGAAGUUCAACGCCCGGAGAAAGCUCAAGGGUGCGAUCCUCACCACCAUGCUGGCCACACGAAAUUUCUCAGUGGGCAGACAGACCACCGCUCCGGCCACAAUGUCCACGGCGGCCUCCGGCACCACCAUGGGGCUGGUGGAACAAGCAGCCAAGAGUUUGCUCAACAAGAAAGCAGAUGGAGCCAAGCCCCAGACGAAUAGCACCAAAAACAGUACAGCUGCCACCAGCCCCAAGGGGACACUUCCUCCGGCCGCCCUGGAGCCUCAGACCACCGUCAUUCAUAACCCCGUGGAUGGAGUCAAGGAGUCGUCUGAUAGCACCCACACCACCAUAGAGGAUGAAGAUACCAAAGUCGCCAGGGUCCCUGACAUCCUGAGUUCCAUGAGGAGGGGUUGGGGGACCCCAGAAGCAGAAGGCCUCCCACCCUACCUGGCUCCGGCUCCUAGUACCCCCCGCCUACCCUGUGUGAGUAGUCGGGCCCCUGCUGCUGCGGGGGUUCCCUCCAAGGCCUGAAGCCUCUUAGGAGUGCUCCACAGCCAAGGGCCAGCUGAGCUUGGGCUCCAGCUGGUGCCCCUCCAGUCCCCCAUCCGUGUGGGCCUCUUCACUGGCUUAUGGGGGCUGCCCGGCCCACCGUCCUGCUCUGGCUCCUGGCUCAGGCCUCCCUCCAGCCUCAGUCCGGGGGCUUUUUGCUGCAGAUACAGGCCCUGAGUGGGAGCCAGGGGCCUUGCAGUGCUCCUCCUGCCCACGUCACUUCAUGGGUCUGCCUAUGUCUGCCCCGGCCCCCGGAAUCUCUGACAUCCAGAGCUCCGUGAGGGGCUCAGGGACCCCAGAAGCUGAGGGACCCCCAUCCACCCAGUGUAAGUAGUACCCCCAGGCCUGCUGCCUCUGCUGAGCAGGCCCUGGCCUUGCUCCCCAUCUCGCUCAGGCAUCACACUGACUUCAGGGGGCCCCACACCAAGCAAGUGCCCAGCCAGGGUCUGGGGAGCUUCAGACAAGGAGCUGUUCCAGAGAGCCUGCCCGCCCACCUUGGGCCUCCCUGGUGCGCCUUCCAUUCGGUCCUUCAGCCCUGCAAGCGCUUCCAGGCCUCGCCAUACUGAGCUGCUUCCCUCCCCUGGGGGCCAGGAGCCAUGCAGCUUCCCACCUGGAUAGGCAGGGGCAGGUGCCCACCACCUGGGGAACCCAGGUCCCCCACCCCUGACCCUCUGUCCUCCCUGUCCCCCCAGGUACUUCCAACUCACUCUGUGCCCCAUGCCCCACAAUCUCCCUCUGUCUUCCACAUCCCCAAAUCCCUCUCUCCUUCUCUGUCCUCCUAGGUACCCCAUCCCCUCUGUCCCCCCAUCCCCAUCCCCCAUUCCUCCUGUGCCCCCUACCCUCCAUGUCCUCCAUCCCCUCUGUUACUCCAACACCCCUCUGUUCUUCAUGUCCCUCCAUCCCCCAUGUCCCCCAUCUCCCCAAAUCCCUCAUGCCUUCUCUGUCCUCCCAACACCCCAGGUCCCAUGUCCCCCGGUGUCCCCCCUCCCCCACAUACUUCUCCAAUCCCCAUUCCCGCAUGACACCCUAUGUCCCCUCAUGACCCCUUUACCCCUCUGAUUGGCUCAUCAGCCCAUAGGUUCUCUCUCAUGCAUGACCCCGUGCCUGCCCCCACCUGCCCCCA